This is a messenger RNA of Microstroma glucosiphilum, 419 nucleotides long. RefSeq lists its product as hypothetical. NCBI's taxonomy places the organism in Eukaryota, Fungi, Basidiomycota, Exobasidiomycetes, Microstromatales, Microstromataceae. The record is from RefSeq and is a predicted model, not a curated record. The coding region runs from base 47 to 274 and encodes 75 amino acids. The transcript has a single exon.
UCUAGAGCCAUGACACCCUUCAGACGCGCAAGCACCCCGACCGCCGAUGCGCCUGGACGAUCGAGGCCCUUGCAGAAGACCGCCCCGCCACACGCCUCACUUCCGGGUGAGCUUUAAUUCGCCAGUCAGGGUCAUCUCCCGAGCACAGGCACCACCACCCUCCCGAUCACGCACGCACACCUUUACACAAAACGUGCAUAGCAAUGGGCAGGACCCUAUUGCAUGUGAGAAGGUCACGACCGCUAUAUUGCUCUUCUGUCUGAGAAGUUGGUGACCUUUCUUGCUGUCAUCCUCACCUUUACCUGAGUCUGGAGUCUGGGCCAAGGAGUCUUCCCACGCUUCCCCCUCUUGACGUGGCGUGGCGCAUGCGUGGCUGUCCCGAUCAAAUGCCGGCCGCACCGCGGAAAGGAUAGGCAAGG